Molecule: messenger RNA, 2148 nt
Organism: Aspergillus ruber CBS 135680
Lineage: Eukaryota; Fungi; Ascomycota; Eurotiomycetes; Eurotiales; Aspergillaceae
Product: Annexin
Exons: 3
Coding region: 1-2148 (715 amino acids)
Cellular component (GO): cytoplasm
Molecular function (GO): calcium-dependent phospholipid binding; calcium ion binding
Source: RefSeq, a predicted model, not a curated record
AUGGAGACCGUUCCCUUCACGCUCGACCUCCCAACAUGCCUAUGCACGGCAUUCGCACUGUCCAUGAUGCCAAUUGCCUACUUCUUCAGCACGGCCUUGAUCCCCUCCACCGAGAAGCGCAAUCGCUUCCUCUUCUUCUGGCAUGCCUACGAUGCCCUCACUCACCUCUUCGUCGAAGGCUCCUUCCUCUACGAAUGCUUCACUAGCUACGUCUCCGUCCCCGCCGGCCUCAACCGUGAACCCUUCUUCCUCGGCAUAAAGGACCGCGUCUACGGCGCUGCAUACGGUACUGGUCCCAGCGCGCGCCUGUGGCAAGAAUAUGCAAAGGCGGAUUUCCGCUGGGCGACCGCGGAUGCUAAUGUGGUUGCGCUGGAGCUUCUGACGGUUUUCCUGGGCGGGCCUGCUGCUAUUUACAUUUGCUAUCUGUUGUGGAAGUCGUCGAGUAGCCGAACCACGGCUUCGUCGCGUGGUGCGGCCAAGGCGAAGCUGUGGCUUGUUGCACCGGCGUUGGCGACUGCUGAAUUGUAUGGGGGCUGGAUGACGUUUGCGCCGGAAUGGCUUACGGGCAGCGCGCAGUUGGAGACCGGGAAUGCGGUUUAUUUGUGGUUCUAUUUGUUCUUCUUCAACACGCUGUGGGUGUGGAUUCCGGGUUGGAUUUUGUGGGAAUCUGCUAAGGAGCUUCGCGCUGCGUUUGUGACUGCCGAAACUGACGAGCGCAAGAGCCAAUCGCCUCCCUCUUCUUUCAUGCACCUCACUUUUAUCCUACUGUCCUGCUCAACAGCAAUUGCAUUCUGUACUGCAUACACUACUGUAUCUAUAAUGUCUUACAACGCCUACCCUCCUCACCAACCGUACGGCCAUCCUCCGCCGCAGGGCUACCCCGGUCAACCCCCCUAUCCCCAGCAACAGCCUGGUUUCGGCAGCCCCCCUCCACAGGGCUACUAUCCCCCGCCGCAGGGCCAAUUCGGCCACCCUCCUCCCCAAGCCGGCUACGGCGCACCACCACCACAAGCACCCUACCCCCCAGGUCCCGGCUUCCACGGCCCCUCGCCACAGCCUCCAUUUGGUGGUCCCGGAUAUCCUCAACAUGGAGGACCAGGACCAGUCCCAGGACCCUACGGCGCACCACCCGCCCCAGCCGGACCAAGCCACUUCGCGCCGCCCCCAAUGCCCCACGGUCCCCCCGCGAUGCCGUCACUCGGCUACAGCCCGGGCCAAAUGGCCCCCGGCGACUUCCGCCAACAAGCAGAUCUCCUCCGCAAAUCGAUGAAGGGCUUCGGAACCGAUGAAAAGACACUCAUCCAGGUCCUCGCGAAGCUCGACCCAUUGCAAUCUGCCGCUGUCCGCUCGACAUACUCAUCGCACAUCAAGCGCGAUCUGCACAAAGACGUCAAGUCCGAGACAAGCAGCUACCUCCGCCAGGGCCUGCUCGCCAUCAUCGACGGACCGCUCAUGCACGAUGUCGCGCUCGCAAGGGAAGCAGUCGAGGGUAUCGGCACAAAAGAAUGGCUCCUCAACGACGUCCUCCUAAGCCGUUCGAACGCAGACCUUAACGCCAUUAAAACAGCCUACGAACACACAUACCGCCGCUCCCUACAAAAGGACGUAGAAGGUGAUCUGUCCUUCAAGACUGCAACGCUCUUCGCGAAUGUUCUCCGCGCAAACCGCCACGAGGAAUCCACCCCAAUUAACCCGCAACUCGUGCACGACGAAGCAAAAACCAUUCACAACGCCACUUCCGCGCGCAUAGUCAACAACGUCGAUGAAGUCUGUGGUAUUUUCGCACGGUCAUCAGACAACGAGAUCCGGGCGAUCAACCGCGCCUUUACAGACCGGUACCACACCUCUCUCGAGAAACACCUCGAGAGCCAGUUCUCAGGACACAUGAAAGACGCAUUGCUGCACAUGCUGCAGACCGCGCUGGACCCUGCUAUGCGCGCCGCAGACCUUAUGGAAGAUUGCAUGAAGGGCAUGGGCACCAAGGACGAGAAGUUGGUUGUGAGGGCUGUGAGGGUGCAUUGGAAUCGGGCGCAUUUGGACCAGGUCAAGGGUGCUUAUCGGCUUAAGUAUAAGACGGAGUUGGCUGCUAGAGUGCGCGGGGAGACGAGUGGGGACUAUGGAAGGUUGAUGGUUGCGUUGGUUGAGUAG